Molecule: messenger RNA, 4716 nt
Organism: Eleginops maclovinus (Patagonian blennie)
Lineage: Eukaryota; Metazoa; Chordata; Actinopteri; Perciformes; Eleginopidae
Source: RefSeq, a predicted model, not a curated record
AUGAGUGGCCUGAUCAGUGAAUUACCAGGGGCCCUAUCUGUGACCCCCGACCUCUUCCAGUCUGAGACGCAAGAUCUGGCCUAUAAAUCCACCCUGACCCACUGUCAACAGUUAAACGAGGAAAAAAAGUUCAUACAGAGCUCACAUGUCUCUUCUGUGUCGCUCUCUGACAUUGCAGCAGCCAGGCGAGGGGCAACGUGUGAAGACCCGAUCAUCAAACUGAUAGAAGUCAAAAAAGUCAGUGAUGGGUUGAAUGUCUGCUACUCGGGGGACACGCUGACCCUGGAGAGGGCUUUUCAGUGUGGUGUGAUACCUGCUUCCAUGUAUGUAGAGAUUCUGCAGAGGCAAAACACCGGUCAGAUUAUGGAGGCUGCCAGUGAGGAUGUGCCAGUGGACGAGGUCAAUAGACUGAUAUUAAAGUGCCUCAGCAGAAAAAAAUCACUGACAUCAGGGAGAGAUAUUAGCACUUUGAGGUUGUUUUGUGAUGGUUUAAGUGACCAGGAUAUGACAGAGGCUGUGAUGAGUGAUAAGUUAAAGGUGGAUGCAGCGGUUCAGUGUGAUUUGAUGAGCUGUAGCAGCACACUCAUUGUGCUUGAAAAUCAGAAGCAGUUUAUAGGACUCGUGUUGCCUCCCUCUGGGGAAAUCCAAACUGUGUCCACCUCAUUCAAGUAUGAUCAACAAACCACCACUGAGGAGUUUACCAGCUCACUGUUCGCUAAUCGGGAAAAAAUAGCAGCUUUUUACAUUCCAGAAAUUUCCGAGGUGGUGGAUAUGACCUCCGCCAUACAGAAGGGUUUGAUUGACACCUACACAGCAGAGAUUUUGAAAACUAUAGAAAUUCCUGAUGUGUUACCUGAUCACCUUAACGACAAGUUUUCAUCUUGGCUCAUGUACAAAAAACUCACAGCUGAUGGAUGCCUUCAUGCUGCCGAUUGCUUGACAGUUGAUAACAUCCCUACACAAGCAGAAGCAAAGCAGUUAUUCAUCUCCUACCUGUUUUUGAACAGCUACAUAGAUCCAGAGUCAGGACAGAGGGUGUUAAUACUCGAUAGACAGUUGAGUAAAAUGAUUAAAAUCUUUCUGGAAGAUUCAAUAUUGUCUGAGAAAAAUGUAACUUCUCUGGAUUUUAAUGUAGGGGAUCAUUCAGAAAGGGAAGAUUUAGAGAUACCUCUGCACAUAAAUGAGGAAACGGAGGAGAAAUACACACUGCACACAUUGGAUCCUAAUAACUCAGUUUCGUCCCUCAAUGGAAGAAUUAGCUUUGCUGAAAAAACACAUGAAUCUGACGAGGCUGUAAAAGAUGAAUAUUCAUUAGAUGAGGAUUCUGACAUGGACACCACAGAGCUUUGUGUAGUAGAGGAAACCACGUAUCAAAACAACACAAAUUGGACACAGGCAAAUGAAUUUGCAGGGAGAAUUCCUGAAAAUAGUCUCCAAAAUAGUAUUGGAGGCGCUGAUAGCGAAGGUCUUGAUACCCCAACUAUUCCAGUCCUUCAAACUUUACACUUAGUGAACAGAACAAACGUCACCUCCCCUUCGAGGACGUUUGACUCUGAGUGUUCAGUAACAUCCAACCGACAAACACUUCCAUACUACGAUGCAGAGUCACUUUGUAGUGAAUCAGAAGGUACAGAUAUCACCCAAGAUGAGUUGUUAUGCUCUGAGGACAUGUUGGAUGAUGAAAAUGAGCAAGAAUAUGUUAUUCAUCUUCUGAAAGGGCAAAUGGAGGAAGGAGAGAUUUCAGAUGUAAACUUACGUUAUGACCUGGAGGCAGUACUUGGAAUACAAUCGGAUGAUAACGAAAGUGUCGUAGAAAAUGAGGAGGAUACAUUAUCGGUUUUAAAACAGCCUGUGUAUGAUGAAUCCACAUCCUCAAAUAUUCAUAAAAUGGAACAGCAGAGCCUAUUAAGGGAUGCUUGCACCAUUAGCAUCAGUGAGUCGGUGGAGUCUGGAUUAUUUGUAGAUGAUUUAAACCCUGAGGCCAGAAUUUAUCCACAAGAACAGUGCACUACCUCUAUCUCUGGUAAUCAUAGUCUGCAUUUUAUUAAUAAUAAUGAGGCUGAAAACACGCAUACUGAGAGGAAAAUUGCUGUCAUGGUGCUUGAUCUGAUCCACGAGGAAGCUGAUAACACAGAGAAGGAAAGUGGAAGUACAGAUUCAGAGUUAGAUUGGGAGAAAACAGGAAGUGUAGGAGAGAUGAGUGAUUGUCCGCAUCAUUCCCCUCCCUCAGUUAGCGGUCAAGAGUCUCUGAUGAUGUCACCCGCCUCAUGGAGUCAGGUUACCGCAGAGGGCUUUCAUCAUAUUGACAAAUCACUUUUCCCGGCUGAAGGCAGUGACUCACAGGGUGUAAUCAAUAACCAACCGACAGAUAUGGCCGUUGUCAGACAAAAAGGUGCUCCAACUACACAGUCACGUUCAUCUACUGUGAGCGACAUCAUCACUGAUCCAGAAAGCCUCACUCAUUACGGCACAUCUAUUAAUCAUGCGUUUGACAGCUCACCCGUUGAUAAUGAUUAUUUCAUUACCAGAAAUGAAGUAGGAGAUCAGACAGUUAGUGAGAGUGACUUAGACAUGUCCUCAUCACACAGCGAUGUGUUGUGUGAGGGAAGUAGAGCGGAGAAUGACACGAGUUCAGUCCUGUCACAUUUGGACGAGCAAACACUGAACAUAGAUUACUCAUCACAAAGAGAUUUGGCUGAAAGUGUAACCAUGUCAGAGUUCAGGGGUAAUUGUAGCUAUGACAACAACAUUACAGAAGAUGGCAGCAGAAAUACAUUACCUCAGCGAGCAGCGCUUUGUUCAGAUCGUGAUUUUAGUGUUGGAUCGGAGUCUAGCUGCUCUGAAAAUGAUCAGAGAUCUUCACAGUUGCACGCUGUUUCCGAUGAACUCACCGCAAUAAAUGCUAUUAAUCUGAAGUGUUUCAAUGUUGAAGCUUCAGGCCAUUACACUCUAACUACCACCAGAGUUUCACUUGAAACACCACUGGCGGAUGAAGUUAUGUCACAGCAUGGAGCUGCAGAGGAUGAUGAGUUAGGCACUAAACAUUUUUCCCCUGAGAGGCAACAUGAGGACAUUUUCACCAGUGAGACUAAAGAGAUAUCUGUGUCAAGAAAUGCACAGACAGAAAGUGACUAUGAAAAUGUGGAUAUUGCUGGAGAUGUGUCAGAAAUGAAUUCAGGGCAAUCUAAAACUAUAAUAAGUGUAUUGUUAGAAUCUGAUAUUCUUUCAGAGGUAGACAGAUUAGAUGUGUUUGCUUCAGAGCAUCCCCAGGUAGAUACUGACUUCCUAUCAGAGAGCCUUGUUUCAUAUGGUGCGUCAUCUUCAACUCCAUCAGGGUUUUAUCCUGAAAGUGUAGAUGACAAGGGGGACAGUGUUACAAAAGGGACUGAUGUCAGUGAUUUGCAAGAGGCCCAAACUCAAGACGAUGAAAAUAUCGUGACCAAAGCUCAGAGCACUCCACCACCUUUAGAUGAAAGUGUUUCUCAUGAGAGAGACUCCCCUCAUGGACUUAUAGAGAGCAGUCAUCCAGACCUGCUCAUGGAUUUACUGAAGCAAAACGCCCUUAGUUUGAACAACAUAGCAAUAGAAAACUCAGAACUGAUAAUGCAGAAAGAGAAAGCCGGUGAGAAGACAGAAAAUCAGUCUGAUGCUCCAAACAUCCAGCUGCAGCUGCUGCAGGUUCUGAAGACUGUGUCCACAAGCCAAGACCUUUCAAUGCUUCAGGAAGUGAUGGACACUCUCAACAGUGCCCUGGGGGGGGACACCCUUGGGGGGGAAUCUCAGGAGGAGCGACGGCACACACUGGAGAGCAUCAAGGAGGAGAGCUCAGAGGGGGAAGAUGAGGAGUCAGCCGAUGACGACUCUGGUCUCGGUCGCUCUGCUGCAGGCAAGCACAAACUGUCCCCUCAGGAGUCUGAUGCCUCCAAAGUUGAGGAAGUAAAAAAAAAGCUGUUUUCCGUCCAGGAUUAUCUGGAGUGUGUUGGGAGGCUGCAGGAUCACGCUGAUGUUUUAGAAGAUGUCAGAAAAGACCUUUUAAUCCAGCCACCCAUCAGUAACAACAUGGAAGACCUGCAGAUCCAAAUGGAGGAUUUUCAGUCUCAGGAGUCCCAGUUUCGACUGGCCGGUGUUAUGACAGCAGAUCUGGAGAAAGCCAAACAGCUCUUGAAUUCCGUUGAUGAGGACAUUCCCUUGCAAAUUCACCAAGAUUUGGCCUCGACGUAUCUGGAUUUAGAACCAAAUUUCACUGCUGUAAUCCAAAUGUCUGCUGAAAUGAGAAACUCCCUAACUCAAGCAAUAGAAACGGGAAAGGUACAUUUGGAAUCAACAUACCAGAAACAUCUUAGUUGUCUCGGUGAACUAGCAGGCUUCAUCCAGAACAACUCAGAGACGUAUGGCGAGGAUUUGAAAACAUCUGAUCUGGACACUUUGAAACAUUUGAUUCAACAGAACAAAGACACAGAGAGCAGACUGUUUAAAGAAGUCAGGCUCAAGUUAGAAGAUGUCACAUUUGAUAUCCAGUGCUUUAUUUCUGAGCAUGCUCAGUUUCUGAGUCCAACUCAGAGCAGCCACCUCCUAAAGUUCCUCAGCUCCACGCAGCGGUUGUUCAGGGACCAGACAGAGAGACUGGUUACCCAGAGGAGCGCUCUAAAUGUCUUACUGGACACCAGGGAGAAGGAGAGCCAGGAGAAGGCCUUCAAGACACCAGUGAACUAUUAA